AUGAUCCUGCUCGGUGCUGAAAACGAAAUUAUCCGGCAUGUGCUGACGUCCAAGUUUUCUGUGCCUGGUGCAGUGGACCAGAUGUUUACUGAUUUUGAUGGUGUGGCGUACCAUAUCGAGUCGAGCAGAGAAGGUCCGCUGACCCUGUCGAUGGACAUCCGGUGCUGGCCAGAGUUGGUGCAGUACGGCGCACGCGAAAACUUGCGCCAGAUGUACGGCGGCUGGAUCCGUGAAACAACUGAGUCUGACUUCCAAAUCACCCUGUCUUUUGACUAUGCGUCCGUGCCGCCGGCCGGCCCUGAUCGUGAUGCCCUGAUCCAUGCCGUCUCCAUGAUCAAGCGCCAUGCGAUGGCUGCGCCUUUUGAGCGCGCCUUCCAUGAGCAAUCCGAGCUGGAGCAAAAGCAUGAGCCGGGUGCAGCACCGUUGGCCGGUCAGCUGCUGGCUCUGCACUACCGCGCUGAUGAAGCCAUGUAUAUUCUGCCAGCGCACGACCGGGUCACGGUCGUGAUUAGCACACGCUUCGAGGAGGAAACAGACCGCAUCUUUGGCAAGGUAUUCUUGCAAGAAUUUGUCGAUGCACGGCGUCAGCCGUCGAUCCAGAAUGCGCCCCAGGUGCUGUAUUCGAAUCGCGAUCCGCCCCUGGAGGUCCGUGGCGCCGUCCAGGCAAGUAGCUCUGACAACACGGGUUACGUCACCUUUGUGCUGUUCCCGCGCCACUUCCAGCACCCUGAUGUGCGCUCUACGACUAUCACGCAUAUUCAACUGUUCCGCGACUAUUUGCACUACCAUAUCAAGUGCUCCAAGGCCUAUAUGCACAGCCGUAUGCGCUCGCGCGUGACCGAGUUUAUCAAGGUGCUCAAUCGCGCCAAGCCUGAGCUCGCUGAAAAAGAACGCAAGACAGCCAGUGGCCGUACGUUCCGCCGUGCAUAG
Malassezia restricta is the source of this 930-nucleotide messenger RNA. RefSeq names its product actin related protein 2/3 complex, subunit 2. The record is from RefSeq and is a predicted model, not a curated record. Gene Ontology annotation, cellular component: Arp2/3 protein complex; actin cytoskeleton. NCBI's taxonomy places the organism in Eukaryota, Fungi, Basidiomycota, Malasseziomycetes, Malasseziales, Malasseziaceae. The transcript has a single exon. Gene Ontology annotation, biological process: actin filament polymerization; Arp2/3 complex-mediated actin nucleation. Gene Ontology annotation, molecular function: structural constituent of cytoskeleton; actin filament binding. Bases 1 to 930 code for a protein of 309 amino acids.